AUUCUUGAAUCACCUAUCUAAUCUUAAUUCUUCAAUUAUUUUGCUGUCAUUAUUCAUCUAGAUCUCAGCAUCAAAAGUUUAUCAAGGAUGUCAAAGGCUUCAUCAAUAUGGCUACCAAUAUUCUUCUUAUUUGCUCAACUCUUUCAUGCUUCACAAGCUGACCUUGGAACUGCCAGCCAGUAUAAGCCACCAUACACACCAACGGCAUGUUUUGGGAGUGAUCCAACACAAUUUCCAUCAAGCAACUACUUCGCAGCAGCAGGGGAAGGAAUAUGGGACAAUGGAGCAGCAUGUGGAAGACAAUAUUUGAUCAGUUGCAUUAACUCAGUGUUGCCCAAAGCUUGUAAAGCUGGAGAGACAAUUCAGAUCAAGAUUGUUGACAGGGCAAAAACCUUACAAUCUAGGCCAACUAAGGAAGGAACCACCAUGGUUCUUUCUAAUGCUGCUCUUUCUGCCGUUGCUCUUCCAAAUACACCUUCUCUCAAUAUUGAUUUCAGACAGGUGUAGAAAUUUGGUACAGACGUGGGAUUCACAAUCCAUAUAUUCUAGAAAAUCUGACUUAUAUCCAUAGUGUAUUCUAGAAUGAAACUUUGAUUAAUCCGUCAGUAUUUAUUAGUCAUUGACUAAAUAUACGUUGAAUCGACAAAAAAAUGUCAUUAAUGUAAACGAACAAAUUAUUGAUUAGCAGUUUUUUUAGAAAAUUGAGACACCUUCAUCUGCAGGCAAAUGUCAUAUUCAAAUCGUUUUUUAUAGUAUUAAAAAUAAA
Molecule: messenger RNA, 766 nt
Organism: Solanum dulcamara
Lineage: Eukaryota; Viridiplantae; Streptophyta; Magnoliopsida; Solanales; Solanaceae
Product: EG45-like domain containing protein
Exons: 4
Coding region: 88-507 (139 amino acids)
Source: RefSeq, a predicted model, not a curated record